Molecule: messenger RNA, 2453 nt
Organism: Columba livia (rock pigeon)
Lineage: Eukaryota; Metazoa; Chordata; Aves; Columbiformes; Columbidae
Gene: KCNJ2
Product: potassium inwardly rectifying channel subfamily J member 2
Biological process (GO): regulation of monoatomic ion transmembrane transport; potassium ion import across plasma membrane
Cellular component (GO): plasma membrane
Molecular function (GO): inward rectifier potassium channel activity
Source: RefSeq, marked provisional
CCGCGGGAUCUUACACCUUUUGAACUCUCCCAGCACCUCCGUUCGGGCCACCGGCAGACCAUGCCCUCUCUAUGACGGUUACUUGUUAAGCUAACUCUGCAUGCCAGAAGACUGUCCUUGGUUGAUCCAAGGGCUUUUGGGGACUCCAGCCUCUCCCCAGUUUUUCUGUGUGUGUGUGUUCCUCUAGAACUUUCAAAACUGUUUCUCCAAAGGGUUUUGCAGAAACUUAGACUGUUUUCUAAAGCGGAAGCACCUCAGUCCACAGCAGUAGUGAUGGGCAGCGUGCGAACCAACCGCUACAGCAUUGUGUCUUCGGAAGAGGACGGCAUGAAGCUGGCGACCAUGGCCGUUGCCAACGGCUUUGGGAAUGGCAAGAGUAAGGUACACACCAGACAGCAGUGCAGGAGCCGCUUUGUCAAGAAAGAUGGCCACUGCAACGUCCAGUUCAUUAACGUGGGCGAGAAGGGACAGCGCUACCUGGCAGACAUCUUCACCACUUGUGUGGACAUCCGCUGGAGGUGGAUGCUAGUUAUCUUCUGCCUGACCUUCAUCCUCUCCUGGCUGUUUUUUGGCUGUGUGUUUUGGUUGAUUGCGCUGUUGCACGGGGAUCUGGAGAACCAAGAAAAUAACAAACCUUGUGUCUCUCAAGUGAGCAGCUUCACCGCAGCCUUUCUCUUCUCCAUCGAGACCCAGACCACGAUCGGCUAUGGCUUCAGGUGUGUCACAGACGAGUGCCCCAUCGCAGUUUUCAUGGUGGUUUUCCAGUCUAUAGUAGGCUGCAUCAUUGAUGCCUUCAUCAUUGGUGCUGUCAUGGCAAAGAUGGCUAAGCCAAAAAAGAGAAACGAAACUCUAGUCUUCAGCCACAACGCCGUGGUGGCCAUGAGAGAUGGAAAACUGUGCCUGAUGUGGCGAGUUGGAAACCUGAGGAAAAGCCACUUGGUGGAGGCACACGUGCGAGCACAGCUCCUCAAAUCCAGGAUCACGUCGGAAGGCGAGUACAUCCCUUUGGAUCAAAUAGACAUCAAUGUAGGGUUUGACAGCGGGAUAGACCGCAUAUUCCUGGUCUCCCCCAUUACAAUUGUCCAUGAAAUAGAUGAAGACAGUCCUUUGUAUGACUUGAGCAAACAAGACAUGGACAAUGCCGACUUUGAAAUUGUAGUAAUAUUAGAGGGUAUGGUGGAAGCUACUGCCAUGACUACCCAGUGCCGUAGCUCGUAUCUGGCAAACGAAAUCCUCUGGGGCCACCGCUACGAGCCCGUACUCUUUGAAGAGAAAAACUACUACAAAGUGGACUACUCGAGGUUCCACAAAACAUACGAAGUGCCCAACACACCCAUCUGUAGUGCCAGAGACUUAGCGGAAAAGAAAUACAUCCUCUCGAACGCAAACUCCUUUUGCUAUGAGAACGAGGUGGCCCUCAACAGCAAAGAGGAGGACGAGAUUGACACGGGGGUGCCUGAGAGCAUGAGCACAGACACCCACCCGGACAUGGACCACCACAACCAGGCCGGGGUUCCUCUAGAGCCGCGGCCGCUCCGGCGGGAGUCGGAGAUAUGACUGACAGACUCUUCCUCUCCCUUUUGGUUGAAAGGAAACUUAAAAAAAUACAAAAAAUGAAUCUAUCGGUCAAAAGCACGUUGACCCGAGAAGUUGGCCCAGAACAGUUUUCAGACGACGGUACUGUUGAAGAUUGGUGGGAAGGCAAGCAGACCUGAGAAACCCGGGCUGGUUUUAGGGCUGUCCUCAGAGGAGAGACGAUGGAAAAUGAACUCUAAACACAAAGCACUAAACAUGUCUAAGUAUGAACAGAAGGCACAUAUGUUGUAGAAUAAAUUAUGUAUAUAUUUUUUUACAAAACUUGAACUUGCAGGCAAGCUUUGGUUGGGUUAUUAUUAUUUUUUUUCAACUUUUUCCAGAAUGCUUCUCUCUAGGGAACAAGAAUGUUUUUAAUGGCAUAACAAAGGCAAGAAUCUGCCUUAUUAUUAUUAUUAUUAAAAUUAUUUUUUAAAAAGCUGCUGCUAACUACAUGAACACAAAUGGUUAUUUUUGUUGCAGUGUAGUUUUUGUUUUCUCUUGUGUAAUUUAAAAAAGAAAAAGUCAGUGUUGAACUUUUUGGGUUGAAAAAGCUGGUGAUCAGUUUAGAGAGGCCAAUGUUGCCAGAGAGUCGAAACUCCUUUGAGGCCAGUAGGUUGAUAGCAGGAAUCAGUUUCUCUCUUUCCAGUUACAUAAGGGGCAUUAUGUAAUAUCAGGCCCAUCAGGAGCCUCCAGCAAAAUUAUGAUUUUUGUGGGGAGAAUUUAAUUCUCUGUCUAAAGGAAAAAGGAAAUAAAAAAAAUAUAUAUACAUAGACAAAGGACUAAGUUAAAACUACCUAAAUGGAUACCAAAGAAUAUGCACAGUUUUGCACAGUGGAGUUUAUUAAAAAAUAAAAUUAAAAAAAAGCAAAAAAAAAAAA